This is a messenger RNA of Peronospora matthiolae, 762 nucleotides long. The record is from the annotation of a GenBank genome assembly. NCBI's taxonomy places the organism in Eukaryota, Oomycota, Peronosporomycetes, Peronosporales, Peronosporaceae.
AUGGGACGGAACAAUGAAGAUGAGUACGUCACGUACACGAUCGUGACGUGCCAAGAAAGCACGACCGCACCAGGUGACUUUGCCAAGCUGAAGAUUAAACGCUUUCGCGGAGGGUCCGCGAAGGACUGGCUCAAAUGGAGCAUGAAGUUUAAGAGCCUCGCAAUAAGAAAAGGCUGGGGUGCUGACCAACUCACCGUUCAACUGCUCACGCUGAUCGACGGAGAUCUGUCGCGUGAGGUCGAGCGCAUCGCCAGCGAAUCUUCCGAGAAAGGACAUACGUUCGAAGGCUUCUACCGUGAGAUCGGCUUACUCCUGGUACCUGCGGAUUACAGUGAAGACCUAGAUGAGGAGCUAUGGACCCUGACCAAGCGCCGCGACGAAACAGUUCAACGCUGCUCGGCACGUCUGCGAGAGCUUGCUCAAAUGUACACCAAGUUGCCGCAGGAUGCGCAAACACUUUCGGAGAAUCAACUCUGUCGAUACUUUCGCCGAGCUAUGCCUACAAACUGGCAAGACAAGCUUGCUUUUUGUGAAAUCUCCUGCGAAACCGUAACAGAGCUUGCGAUGUACUUUGAGCGACUCGAAAGGCGCGAAGACAGAAUGGCCGGGAGCGCCAGAAUGGUCAAGGAAAGAAUGGUGAAAGGGGUCAAGGUCGGCGUGACCAGCAACGCCCGUUCAACGACCGUAAUAACCGCAGAGAUCGUCGCAACCAGCGCGGACAUCAUGACUCACACGAUAAUCGUCCUCACAGACGGACUGUGA